Messenger RNA from Lipotes vexillifer (Yangtze River dolphin), 1120 nucleotides. It is a transcript of the gene HNMT, whose product is annotated as histamine N-methyltransferase. The record is from RefSeq and is a predicted model, not a curated record. The transcript is spliced from 6 exons. Bases 199 to 1077 code for a protein of 292 amino acids. Lineage: Eukaryota; Metazoa; Chordata; Mammalia; Artiodactyla; Lipotidae. Gene Ontology annotation, molecular function: N-methyltransferase activity.
ACUGAGUAACUAGCUUUGCAAACCCAGCCUCUUCAGCACAUUAAAUUCAAAGCAGGGCUUUUUUGUGGGUUUUGUUUUUUGUUUUUUUUGGAUAGAAACUGGUGCAGGUGAAGAGAGAAAGAAGGAACAGGGAAGAGAAGGAAGGGAAGAGGGAAGUUAGACCUCCCUUCCCUCCUUGUCUUUCUCAGAAAACCAAACAUGGCAUCUUCCAUGAAGAGCUUGUUUUCUGACCACAGCAGAUAUGUUGAAUCUUUCAGGAGGUUUCUCAACAAUUCCACGGAGCAUCAGUGCAUGCAGCAAUUCAUGGACGAGAAGCUGCCGGGCAUAAUAGCAAGGAUUGGAGACACAAAAUCUGAAAUUAAGAUUCUAAGCAUUGGUGGAGGUGCAGGUGAAAUGGAUCUUCAUAUCCUCUCCAAAGUGCAGGCUCAAUACCCAGGAGUUAGUAUCAACAAUGAAGUUGUUGAACCAAGUGCUGAACAAAUCGCCAAGUACAAAGAGCUUGUAACAAAGACAUCAAACCUCGAGAACAUAAAGUUUACUUGGCAUAAGGAGACAUCAUCCGAAUAUCAAAAUAGAAUGAUGGAGAAAAAAGAACUUCAGAAGUGGAACUUUAUUCAUAUGAUUCAGAUGCUGUAUUAUGUAAAAGACAUCCCAGCCACCCUGAAAUUCUUCCAUAGUCUCUUAGCUACCAGUGCUAAGAUUCUCAUUACUCUUGUGUCCGGAACCAGUGGCUGGGACAAGCUAUGGAAAAAGUACGGAUCUCACUUACCCCGGGAUGACCUCUGCCAGUAUGUCACGUCAUCUGACCUCAUGCAGAUGCUGGACAAGUUGGGGAUUAAGUAUGAGUGUUAUGACCUUCUGUCCACCAUGGACAUAUCUGACUGUUUUAUUGAUGGCAAUGAAAAUGGAGACCUGCUUUGGGAUUUUUUGACAGAAACCUGCAACUUUAGUACAACAGCACCACCUGAUCUCAAAGCAGAAAUUAUGAAAGAUCUGCAAAAGCCUGAAUUCAGUGUAAAGAAAGAGGGAAAGGUUCUUUUCAAUAACAGUCUGAGUUUCAUAGUGGUUGAGGCAUAAAUAUCCACCAUGAGAAUAUAUUCAAAAACUAUAGUUUGAACAA